Molecule: messenger RNA, 918 nt
Organism: Trichoderma gamsii
Lineage: Eukaryota; Fungi; Ascomycota; Sordariomycetes; Hypocreales; Hypocreaceae
Exons: 1
Coding region: 1-918 (305 amino acids)
Source: RefSeq, a predicted model, not a curated record
AUGGAAUGGCCGAGGAUACCGCAGGCUUGGGGCUGGACCGGAAGACGCACGGGUCACCAAGGUGAGAGAGCGCAGCUUGCAAGUACAGGCUUGUACUCGGUACCGUCACCAGCCAGGCUUGGCCCUACUAGUAGUAGUAUUGAUCGCCUAGCAGACUGCUCCAAGGAGGCAGACGCUGCUCGACAGCGAAUCAGCGGGCACUGCAUCCCGUGUUGUGGUGCUGGUCUGAGACCGCCAAAAGUGCCAGACGUAUUCACUGCCAGCUUCAAUCUUGUUCUGGGCAGCUUCGAGGCUUCUGCUGCUGCUGAUGUACAGGAUACGCCGUGCAUGCCAACCUCUAACGCCUCAGAUUUGCCUUUGGCCGCCUCCCGGGGGCGUCUUGAAGUCAUGCACUUGGCCGUCUUGGUGCCGGAAAUACCUGGGGCUAAUGGCGCCAUUGGCCGCUCGCGACCCACCCCCAGCGGUUUUGCUUGUGCUCCAGCCCAGCAGGCAGGGAUUUGUUUCGUCACUUUGGCCAGCCAGAGCGCAGACAGUAGACGAUGGCGCAUGGCGCACUGGCCGUUUCUGUUGCCUCGCGCGCUGCCAUCUUCUCCGCACUUGUCACCGCUAGCACUGUGGCGACCUGAAGCUUUAGCGCAGUGGAAUGGCGAUUCUCUUGGCCCCAGCCCUCCGCUGAGCAUCGGCGCCAUCAGCGCUGUGAUGCUGCGCUGCAGGCCAGCUGCGGGUACUGUACCAAGUACCGCUGCGGUACCUUUACUGGUUGCGGCUACGCGUCCCUGCGCGUCCGUCUGCUGGCCUCUAUCGCUCGCUUUACUGGCACCAGACUGUCACCGUCACUUGUCAGGUACUGGGUACGUUGUGUUCCCAGCGCUGCUCGCCUCCCAGUACUACCCGGACGUUGCAGAGACUUUGCCCUGA